Mixia osmundae IAM 14324 is the source of this 1146-nucleotide messenger RNA. RefSeq lists its product as uncharacterized. Lineage: Eukaryota; Fungi; Basidiomycota; Mixiomycetes; Mixiales; Mixiaceae. Gene Ontology annotation, molecular function: protein dimerization activity. The coding region runs from base 1 to 1146 and encodes 381 amino acids. Gene Ontology annotation, biological process: Golgi to plasma membrane transport; conjugation with cellular fusion. The record is from RefSeq and is a predicted model, not a curated record. The transcript has 2 exons. Gene Ontology annotation, cellular component: trans-Golgi network; exomer complex.
AUGACGACGACCCGCUCGAGCUCGAAGCAGGGCGGUGCGGACAGUUCGGAGAGCUUCAGCUUUUGCGUCGGCAAGUUAGAUGCAGGCAUUGCCGUUCUACUCUCUGAACAAUCUCAUCUGAUCGAGUUUCCCUCGAUCCUGCUACCACCGGGUUGUCAGCCCGGCUCAUUCGUCUCUAUUUCCUGCUCGAGGGAUCAUCAGCUCGAGAAACAGCGCCUCGACGAGUUUUGGCAGCUGCAAGACAAUAUAGUCCACACAUACGGUCGCAAGACACCGCAGCCGCCUCAGCUGAGGCUACGUAAUGUCACACAGACCAGCGUCACGCUCGAAUGGGAUCCACUCGAUCUCGCUACAGCUAAAUUGCUCUCCUUGACCAUCUAUCGCAAUGGGCAGCGUCUGUCAAACAUACCCAACCCUCAGACGACCACGUCGACCAAGCUGUCUGGCUUGGAUCUCAGUGCAGACUAUACUUUCCAGCUCGUUCUGAAGACGACCGCAGGCGCUUACAACUCACAACAGCUCAAAGUCAAAACACACAGCAUAGCAGAAACUUCUGGCAUCCGGGUCUGCUUCGGCAUCGUCCAGCCGCCAGAGCUGCUCGAACAGACAAAGCAAGCUUUGCAGUCAAUCGGCGCGAAAUGGUCAGACAAAGUACAGAUAGAGACGACCCAUCUCGUCUGUACUUCGCCCUCACCGGGAGCGAGCUCUUCCGGCUCGCUCGGUCAUGGCAAGACGACGAGCAGUACAUCAGACGAGCACAAUCCCAGCGUACAGUAUCAGCGCGCACUGCAGAUGUCACUCCCCACAGUCCUGCCAUCUUGGGUCUUGGCCUGCGCCACAGAGAAGAAGAUGGUGCCCAUUGCGUCACACUACUUAGGCUCUGGCGCUCCUCAACCAAGCACAUCAUCUGCAUCGAUAGCUCGUACGCCUGCUACCUCUUCAUUGCCGACCGUGGCGAUACAUCCCGCGCCGGCAGACUCGCCUGUAAACACCGAACCUGUCACGCGAGCCGCGGAGCCCGAGCCCGCCAUUGCUGACGCCACUGCGACCUCACCCAACAUCGACGAAGACGCUCCCGGAGUAGCUUCGCCCGAGGUCACACAAGUGAGUGAAGAGAUGGAGCAGGUGGAUUUGAAAGACACGUAG